ACCGCUCCGUGUCGCUGCUGCAGCCCUCCACACGAAACGCAAUCCCUUUGGGGAGGAACAAACUCCGCGCAGAGAGGAGCAAGCAGGGAAAAUGCAAACAUCAACUUAAUUCAUUAGCGCCGAUUGCUUGACGACAGUGAGCAAUACGUGAUUCACAAGUCGGAUUUGCAACGUCGCCUACGGGAGGAGGAGAAACAAACGAAGGGAGCGGAAAAACUUCCCGAAUUGAACGGGCUUCUGUGACACGGAGCUUGACAACCCGGUGAAUCGAGUUUUUACCAAGAAGUGCUCUCACAUUUCACUUGUCUCUCAGCGGCGGAGCGGACUUGGUCGGAGCUGGCACGGAAACUCUUUGGACCGGGGAUCGUCUGUGGACUUUGACUCCGCUUUGAAACAGCAAGAACAACACCGAGAUUAUUUCAUCUCAAUCUGCAACCAAUAUCAUCUACAAAUAAUUUAAAAAAAGGAGUUGUUCCUCAAGUCCGCGGCAAUGGGGGAGCAGCCGAUCUACACCACCAGGGCCCACGUCUUCCAGAUCGACCCGUCCACCAAGAAGAACUGGGUUCCUGCAAGCAAGCAGGCCGUCACCGUCUCCUAUUUUUACGACAGCACACGCAACAGCUACCGCAUUAUCAGCGUGGAUGGAUCCAAGGUGAUCAUCAACAGCACAAUCACACCCAACAUGACGUUCACCAAGACGUCGCAAAAGUUUGGCCAGUGGGCAGACAGUCGGGCCAACACUGUGUUCGGGCUGGGCUUCGCUUCAGAGCAGCAACUGUCAAAGUUCGCUGAGAAGUUCCAGGAGGUGAAAGAAGCAGCCAAGCUGGCGAGGGACAAAUCGCAGGAGAAGGUGGAGACGCUGAGCAAUCACUCUCAGGAGUCUGGAAGUGAAACGCCCUCAACCAACCAGGCGUCGAGCAUUAACGGCACAGACGAUGAGAAAAUCUCUUACGUCGGCCCAGAUCCUGCUCUGCUGAAGACUGAGAACGAACGUCUCAAGAGCGUAGUAGAACAAAGCAACACCAACGCCAAGAAGUGGGAAACAGAGCUUCAGACUUUAAGAGAAAAUAAUGCCAGGCUGGUGGACGCGCUGCAGGAGUCUUCAGCUAAUGUAGAAAGCUGGAAGAAACAACUUACUACCUGCAAGGAAGAGAGUGACACGCUCAAGGAAAAGAUCGCAGAACUAGAAGCCCAAUGUAACGAAGCCAAUCAGGAGAAGCAGAAAAACGCUCAGCUGACCGUUCGCGUGAAGGAGCUGGAGGCCGAGCUGCAGGAGAAAGAGCAGGAGCUGGAGAACUUGAGGAAGCAGGCGGAGAUAAUCCCUCAGCUCAUGGCCGAGUGCGAGAGCAUCACCACAAAACUGCAGGUCGCAGAGACGAAGAACAAGGAGCUGGAGGGGAGGAUAGGGGGUCUUCAGAUGGACAUAGACGACAGCCGACAAAAGCAAGGCAACAUGAAGGGCGAGCUGAAGAAGUUCAUGGAUAUUCUGGAUGGAAAGAUAGACGAGCUGCAUGAGUUCAGGCAGGGCCUCUCCAAGCUGGGUGUCGAUAACUGAGAAAAGUAGCAGCGAGCCGAAAGGGUAAAAGGUCGGGUAUGAAGGAUUCACUUCAGGGCAGAAACUAUGUGGCACCUUCUCCCCCAAGGUGAUAUCCACACAGAAACUAUCAGCUUUGGCUUCUAAUAAACACUACCUUGUGAGAAAGAGAUGUUUUGGAGAGAGGGAGGGAGAGGGAGAGACUGACAGACUAAAAAGGGAGGAGAGCGCCAGCGCCGCUCCACCAAACGGCUCCAUAUUUUGUGCGCUGGCAAUGUGAAACUAAAUCAAGAGUCACACUUUGAGCUUACUCAUCCGUUUCUGUGGGGGGAAAACGAGUUUAAAAAGCUGGUGGUGGGUUCUUAGAUUCUGUUCAUCUGUCUAUUUUCUGAAGGCUGCAGCACGUCUACACGGGGCAGAGCUUAGCGUAGUAGAGGGGACUUAAAAGGGCUAAAAUGAACAACACGCAAAGACAAUGCUGCUCAGCAUCACUCAAGUAAUAAUUGGUAUUAAUCCUUGUGGGCCCCCUCCGAGAAUUAGAGAUGAAAUCUUUCUCCAGACUGUCCUCGCUGCUGCCUCUCGUCUAUCUCAGGUGUGUUAGAAGACAGUUUGUACUCAUUAGAUUAUAUGCACAUAUAUGACAAACGGCCGUGACACAAAGUGCCUCCGGGUGAGUCUAAAUCUACAUGGCAAGGAGAACUGGCCAAGUGAUGACCAUCACCAUAAUAACAACUUUAUGAUUUAUUUUAAAUUUUUUUUUCUUUUUGUGAGGAAACCCAAAAAUAAAUAAAAUAAAACGAACGCAACACAGGCGGCCGCGUCCAUCCACAGGAUGGAAACUCAAAGGAUAAAACAGGCGUUUGCUUUGAAACGACUCUUUAGAAAGCGCUGCAGCGGGAACUUGUCACCUCUCUUGUGGAUGUUUUCAGUAAACAGCCCUUUUGAUUAUAUUUGCAUAAAGAAGAAAAAAAAAACUCUUGUCUCGGGAGCUUUCCUUCAGAAAAAUAAUAAGAGCAACCCCAUCUCGCCAUGAGUGUAGUGUCGUGUUUAAAGGACUCUGUGUGUGUGCAAUAGUAUUGUUGUUCAUUUGUAGAACGAAGGUGUGUGUCUCCAAGGCUGUCGAUGUGCUUCCUACACACUAGUUUUUUUGUUAUGAUGGUGGUGGUUAUUUUUGGGUGAGGGGACUUGGUGCUGCUCAUUGGGUGAAUAAUGUGAAAGUGUACUUCACUGAUGGAUGGCAUGGGCCUCUCCAUGAAAACCCCUGUCAGAUUCUUGGUUUAUGUUUUACACGUUUAUUUAUUAUUUGGUGCCUCUCUGCAACUAGUGUUUCUAGAACAUACCAAGUAAAUCACCCUUAACCUUAUGUCUCCAUAGAUGUAAAAUAAUAUAUUAACAAUACCAAACUGUCAGGAUUCAGAGGUUUCAUAUUGGAGGAUUCGUUGGCAGCAUGAUGUCUUCUAGCUGCUUCUGGCGAGUCCAUCUUGAAACACAUUGUAGUGACAUAUUUACUCUGUAAUACUAUGACAAUAUAAGUCUAUAUUUUUCAUCACUGUUUUGAUCUUGCCAUAAGAUUGAGAUUAUCUAUUGAAGGGAUUUUUUUUUUUUUUUUUUGCUUCUUGUUCUCUCUGUUUUGCCCUGUUGUUCAUAACUCACCAGAAUCUGGAUAACACAGCGUAUGAUCCUUCCUUUUGAACUAAUGCCUCUUGUGCACUUUUGUGAUUCCUGUUCAAUAUUGUACAAUAGAACUGACAAUUGGUAAAAUUUAGUUUAAUUACAA
Molecule: messenger RNA, 3311 nt
Organism: Mugil cephalus (flathead mullet)
Lineage: Eukaryota; Metazoa; Chordata; Actinopteri; Mugiliformes; Mugilidae
Gene: homer2
Product: homer scaffold protein 2
Exons: 9
Coding region: 491-1555 (354 amino acids)
Biological process (GO): regulation of store-operated calcium entry; G protein-coupled glutamate receptor signaling pathway
Cellular component (GO): dendrite; cytoplasm; postsynaptic density
Molecular function (GO): G protein-coupled glutamate receptor binding
Source: RefSeq, a predicted model, not a curated record